This is a messenger RNA of Porites lobata, 2640 nucleotides long. NCBI's taxonomy places the organism in Eukaryota, Metazoa, Cnidaria, Anthozoa, Scleractinia, Poritidae. The record is from the annotation of a GenBank genome assembly.
UGGAAGGACCAAGUCUGCCGUGUUGCAAACUCUUGUGUUCAAAGCCUGGCUACCCGCAGUUCAUCUUUAUUUCGGAACAACAAAGAAUGCUCGGAGCAACCUCUGAUAAAUGUAUCAUUUCCUGUAAUAUCUCAAUAUCCAAAUUUAACGUUUAAAAGGAAUCUACGGCCCUUUCUCGCCGAAAAGGAAAAGAAUAACGCUAUAACAACGCAGGUGUUUGAGGCCCUUCGUAAAAUAUGGAAACUGUUCGUCUUUUGUCUGAUAGCGGCGGCAUUAUCAGGAAUCAUCAUUUGGUUUUUUGUAAGUAUACAGAAAUUCAUUUCAUUCUCCUAGGAGGGAUUAAAGCUAUAAAUAAAAGUUGAUGUUCCGUUAGUCUCGAUUACAUUUCGAAAAGUUCAGUUCAGUUCAGUUCAGUUUAUUGUUUUGUUAUAAUGAUGUACAAAAAAAACAAGGAAAUUGUCGAAUUUUUUUAAAACGAGGAAGCCCAACGGAAGCCACCGGGUUUAUAAGGAAUGGGAGUCCCUCACUUAAAUUAUUACAACAAAAUUUUAACAGAAUUAUAAAGUUCUUUUUUGACCGAAAUUUACCCACAAAGAGGAAGGGACACUGGGGCAAAAUCAUGAUUUGUCGAUGAUAAAAGUAAAAAUAAAAUAAAAGUCUGAUUAAUCCUCGCGAACCUCGGUGUGCAAUUCAAGUUAAGCCCUGCUUGUCGUAGUUAGCAAUUGCAGUGGCUGUGUGAGCAGGCGCCUUUUUCGAAUUCCUUUUUUUUCUUUUAGUUUUGUUCUGUUUCAUCACUUGUGCGACAACAAAGCAUAUUUAGCAUCAUGUCUUUUUGCAGAUAGAAAACAAAUAAAAAACAAAACACGGCAAGUCAGCUUUGCAAGGAAUUAAAUGAUGAGUAAUUGAGCAACAAGUGAUCACCCGAAAACAAAGAUUCAGUAAAAGCAUGUUAUUUACGCUUUUGAAUUUCAUUAGUCAAUAUUGAACUUAUCUUUAUCCACACUUUUGCUUAAAGGAUCAUAAGGCGAACUCCGGACAUUUCCCUAAGUCAUUUUGGGUUGGCAUUCAAGAAGGCUUAUGGUGGGCCAUUGUUACAAUGACAACCACGGGGUAAGUACUUAAAGCUAUAGAAAAACAUCAUACUUUAUGUUUAACCAAGCACUCGUCGUUAAUAUCCAUUCAUAUGCAUGCGGAAUAUUUUGCCUUUGUAGGUAUGGUGACAAGACUCCAAAAUCCACGCUUGCUCGAGCAUAUGCUACAUUAUGGAUGAUCAUUGGACUGAUGUUAAUGUCAAUCAUUACUGCCCAGGUCUCCUCUACCUUAACCGCUGACAACCUGCAGCCUCUGGGCGAUGUAUUUGGUAAAAAGGUAGGUAGACUUUUAGAAUUAUAACAUGAUAAAUAUGAAUGAAAUAAUGUAGUUGACAACACUGAUAAAACGUUCUUGUUACAUUUUCCCUGGAACAAAAUUAGCUAGUUUCUAGAAAGUAAUGCCUUCAUAGAUCCUCAUAAGAAGACCAUUAUCCUUCUGUCGCGUAGUUUAAAGUCUUAAUAAGUCUCUAACGAUCACCUUAACUUGACCAGUUUGGAGAAUUAAGGAGUCCUUACAACCUAGCGCCAAAUAUACACAUUUGUUGAAACUAUUUUGCAUCGAUAGUUUGUGAGUUUCACGAUUUGUUUAUUUCAAGAUUACCUUUCCUUUGAACAUUUAUUAAAACUGAAGGUUUUUCAUGUUUUUGUUUUCGUUUUUCAUGCAUAACUUUUUCAUCAAGUUCCAGAGAGAUCCCAGACCUCAAAACAUAAACUAAGGGAUAAUUGAGUCUAUUCCGACCGGGCUUUUUUUUUUUCGCUUCCUGGGUGCGGGGCUCGGGGGCGGGGGAGCUUCUGAGGGCCCUUCUCGUUAGCCCGCUAGAUUGUAGUGCUUAGCCGUUGGCCUUUAUUUAUCUAAUUCAACUAUUGUUGGUUUUCACAUGACGUCACUAAAAUUCAAACUAAAAAACUAUCGAUCUUACCGAGAUUUUACUUUCACGAUGCAUUAGAGCACUUGAAAACUACUUUUCAUACCAAUUUUCGCUUCAAAAGGGUUCUUGGUUUUGUGAUAGAGUACGCUUGAAUUUCUAAGCUUUUGCGUGACGCGGCAUUUACACAGCAGCCAAGAGAGCUGUCAUGUAGGUUUAAAAAAAUGACUUACUUCAGGACAUUUUGCUAUCUAAACAGUUCAUGUAUUAGAAAAAUCAUUACUUUAAUGUUUAUGAGUUUCCCGAAGAAUAAAUUCACUCCUUUGUAGCAAAACUCGGUAACAGAUGUUUCUGUUGGUUUCCGUGCGCCAUGUUGGAGCUCAUCCAGGUGAGCACCAGCAUGGCGCCUCCAUACAAAUCUCUAUAAGUUUGGGUAAAACAUUUCUUCGGAUAUCUCCCAUAUUCCUCUGACCUGAGUCUUAGCGAGGGUCUUUGCACAUGUACCUCCUUUCAUUUCCCAGAUUCUGGACUUUAUCUAUUGAACGGUUUUUCAUUUUUAUUUUGAUCUGUUUUGAAUGGCGUGACACUGAAAACCAGCAAUUCUUAUUUUCUCGAUUUAGAUUGGCGUGCCUUUGAGAAGCAAAUCUUUUUUCCAGAAGCACAAUCAAGGAGCCAAAACUGUG